AUGUUGAGUCAAGCUGUGACCAUAGUUCUACCGGCUGGACCCAGCAGAUACGGUACGUCAUCAAACACCUCUACGUGCUGGAAACAACAGAGCCUCGCGCGGGACGACAUGGGAGGACCCAUUCGGUUUAGAUUGUCACCCACUGCCUACCGUGUGGCCCCUUAUGACCCAACAUAUAGGUCACCUACUACCUACCAUGUGGCCCCUUAUGAGCCAACCUAUAGGUUACCCACUGCCUACCGUGUGGCCCCUUUUGACCCAACCUAUUGGUCACCUACUGCCUACCAUGUGGCCCCUGAUGACCCAACCUAUAGGUCACCCACUGCCUACCGUGCGGCCCCUUCUGACCCAACCUAUAGGUCACCCACUGCCUACCAUGUGGCCCCUUAUGACCCAACCUAUAGAUCACCCACUGCCUACCGUGUGGCCCCUUAUGCCCCAACCUAUAGGUUACCCACUGCCUACUGUGUGGCCCCUUAUGACCCAACCUAUAGGGCACCCACUGCCUACCGUGUGGCCCCUUUUGACCCAACCUAUUGGUCACCUACUGCCUACCAUGUGGCCCCUGAUGACCCAACCUAUAGGUCACCCACUGCCUACCGGGUGGCCCCUUAUGACCCAACCUAUAGGCUACCCACUGCCUACCGUGUGGCCCCUUUUGGCCCAACCUAUAGGUCACCUACUGCCUACCAUGUGGCCCCUGAUGACCCAACCUAUAGGUCACCCACUGCCUACCAUGUGGCCCCUUUUGACCCAACCUAUAGGUCACCCACUGCCUACCGGGUGGCCCCUUAUGACCCAACCUAUAGGUCACUCACUGCCUACCGUGUGGUCCCGUUUGGCACACUUCGGUCACCCACUGCCUACCGUGUGGCCCGUUAUGACCCAACCUAUAGGUCACCCACAGCCUACCGUGUGGCCCCUUAUGACCCACCCUAUAGGCCACCCACUGCCUUCCGUGUGGCCCCUUAUGACCCACCCUAUAGGCCACCCACUGCCUUCCGUGUGGCCCCUUAUGACCCACCCUAUAGGCCACCCACUGCCUUCCGUGUGGCCCCUUAUGACCCACCCUAUAGGCCACCCACUGCCUUCCGUGUGGCCCCUUAUGACCCACCCUAUAGGCCACCCACUGCCUUCCGUGUGGCCCCUUAUGACCCAACCUGUAGGUUACCCACUGCCUACCGUGUGGCCCCUUUUGACCCACCCUAUAGGUCACCUACUGCCUACCAUGUGGCCCCUGAUGACCCAACCUAUAGGUCACCCACUGCCUACCAUGUGGCCCCUUAUGACCCAACCUAUAGGGCACCCACUGCCUACCAUGUGGCCCCUUUUGACCCAGCGUAUAGGUCACCCACUGCCUACCGUGUGCCCCCUUAUGACCCAACCUAUAGGUUACCAACUGCCUUCCGUGUGGCCCCUUAUGACCCACCCUAUAGGCCACCCACUGCCUUCCGUGUGGCCCCUUAUGACCCACCCUAUAGGCCACCCACUGCCUUCCGUGUGGCCCCUUAUGACCCAACCUAUAGGUCACCCACUGCCUACCGUGUGGUCCCGUUUGGCACACUUCGGUCACCCACUGCCUACCGUGUGGCCCCAUAUGACAAACAUUUCGGUCCCGUAUGA
Molecule: messenger RNA, 1623 nt
Organism: Mizuhopecten yessoensis (Yesso scallop)
Lineage: Eukaryota; Metazoa; Mollusca; Bivalvia; Pectinida; Pectinidae
Product: adhesive plaque matrix protein-like
Exons: 2
Coding region: 1-1623 (540 amino acids)
Source: RefSeq, a predicted model, not a curated record